UUUUUCCAUUUUGGAUCUGCUUGCGUCGUCUUCUCUCUACCCCUCUCUUACAGUCUCUGAUUCAAACCCUAAUUCUGGGACAACCGGAUCCGUUCGAUUCUGAUCCUAAUCUUCCUUGCCAUUCUGUUCCCUCAAUCGGCAAUUUAGGAGGUUAUAGCCCUCGCUUCUGAUCUCCUCAUACAAUGGCGUGCAUAAAGGGGGUGAGCAGAUCUGCCUCCGUGGCGCUGGCUCCGGACGCCCCGUACAUGGCAGCGGGGACGAUGGCGGGGGCCGUGGAUCUUUCGUUUAGUUCGUCCGCUAAUCUCGACAUCUUCAAGGUCGACUUCCAGUCUGACGAUCGCGAGCUGACACUGGUGGGCGAGUGCCCGAGUUCCGAGCGCUUUAACCGCCUUGCUUGGGGAAGAAAUGGAUCCACCUCCGAAGAAUUUUCCCUUGGUCUCAUCGCCGGUGGCCUUGUCGAUGGGAAUAUUGAUAUUUGGAAUCCGCUGUCUCUGAUCCGUUCUCAGUCUGGCGAAAGUGUGCUUGUUGGACAUCUUUCAGUACAUAAAGGGCCUGUUCGUGGUCUUGAAUUUAAUGGUUUAACACCAAACCUGCUUGCUUCUGGCGCUGAUGAUGGCGAGAUCUGCAUUUGGGAUCUUGCUAAGCCUUCUGAGCCUUCUCAUUUUCCUGUUCUGAAGGGUGGUGGUUCCGCUGCACAAGGUGAAAUUUCCUUUUUAUCUUGGAACAGAAAGGGUCAGCAGAUAUUAGCAUCUACCUCAUAUAAUGGCACCACUGUGGUCUGGGACUUGAGAAAGCAGAAGCCUGUAAUUAGCUUUGCAGAUUCUGUUCGACGGCGGUGCUCAGUUUUGCAGUGGAAUCCUGAUAUUGCAACUCAGAUUAUUGUUGCAUCAGAUGAUGAUACUUCACCUACUCUGAAGCUUUGGGACAUGAGGAACACAAUGUCACCCAUGACCGAGUUUGUUGGCCACACAAGAGGUGUGAUUGCAAUGGAAUGGUGUCCUAGUGACAGCUCAUAUCUUCUUACCUGUGCUAAAGACAACCGAACUAUUUGCUGGGACACGAAUACCACAGAGAUUGUGGCUGAGUUACCUGCUGGAAACAAUUGGAAUUUUGAUGUUCAUUGGUACCCAAAGAUACCCGGAGUUAUAUCAGCAUCUUCAUUUGAUGGGAAAAUUGGUAUCUAUAACAUCGAGGGUUGCAAUCGCUAUGGUGCUGGAGAGAACUAUCUCGGUGCUGCUUCCUUAAGGGCGCCAAAAUGGUACAAGCGGCCAGUUGGUGCAUCUUUUGGCUUUGGAGGAAAGCUUGUUUCAUUUCACCAAAAGCCUCCUGCAAAGGGCGUGGUAUUUUUGCAUAGUCUGAUUAUGGAACAAAGUUUGGUGGGCCGUUCUUCUGAAUUUGAAGAAGCACUAGAGAAAGGAGACAAGUCUUCUCUAAGGGUUUUGUGCGAGAAGAAAUCUCAAGUGUCCGAGUCCAGCGAGGAAAAGGAGACAUGGGACUUGUUGAAAAUAAUGUUUGAAGAUGAAGGAACUACGCGGACGAAGUUGAUUUGUCAUCUGGGCUUUAGCUUGCCAUCUGAGGAGAAGGAAACAGUAGAUGGACUUUCUUCAGAUCUGAAUGGCAUUCGGUUGGAGGAUACUGUGGAAAAGGAUGCGGUCGAGCCUGAGGACAAUAAAGAAGCAGCUGUAUUUUCUAUGGAUAAUGGUGAAGACUUCUUCAACAAUCUUCCAAGUCCUAAGGCUGAUACUCCUGUAUCAACAUCUGCUGGGGACUUUACUCCCCCAGUUACCGAUUCUGCUGUAAACGUAGAAGAGAUUCAACAAAUGCCAGAAGAGGAAGAAGAAAGCUCUGAUCCAGUAUUUGGUGAUGCUGUUCAGCGUGCAUUGGUUGUGGGGGAUUACAAGGGAGCAGUAGCUCAAUGCAUAUCUGCAAAUAAGUUUGCCGAUGCUUUAGUCAUUGCUCAUGUUGGUGGUGUUGCAUUAUGGGAGAGUACUCGCGAUAGGUAUCUGAAGAUGAACAGCGCACCUUACAUGAAGGUGGUUUCUGCGAUGGUGAACAAUGAUCUCAUGACCCUUGUUCGCACCAGGCCACCAAAGUUCUGGAAAGAAACCCUCGCUCUCCUAUGUACAUUUGCACAAGGAGAUGAAUGGACCAGUCUCUGCGAUGCUCUUGCCUCAAAGUUGCUGGAUGCCGGUAAUACUGUGGCUGCAACUUUGUGCUAUAUUUGCGCAGGAAAUGUUGACAAAACAGUUGAAAUUUGGUCAAGCAGCCUUGCAAAUGAGCGUGAUGGAAAAUCUUAUUCUGAGCUUCUUCAAGAUCUUAUGGAGAAGACUCUUGUUCUUGCCUUGGCAACUGGAAACAAAAGAUUCAGUACAUCCCUUUGCAGACUUUUUGAGAGUUAUGCAGAGAUUUUGGCCAGCCAGGGGCUUCUAACAACUGCAAUGAAGUGUUUAAAAGUUCUGGAGUCUGGUGGCUUGUCACCUGAACUUUCAAUCUUACGAGAUCGGAUUGCCUUGUCUGCAGAACCCGUUUCUAAUGUUGCUGCUGCGGAGACACAAACUGCUCCUGUGGUUAAUUCUCAGCCCCAAAACCUUCUGCCAUAUCACCAGGAGGCACCUCAAAUGAAGCCAAGUGUUCCUGGUAGUCCAUAUGAUAAUCAGCAUCAGACACAGUACAAUGAUUCUUAUACAGGAGGGUAUGUCCCUUCCAGUUCGCAUCCACCUAUGCAGCAGCAGUCCAUGUUUAUGCCUCACCAACCUCAGCCUGUUCUACAGCAGCCAUCUUUUGCCCCUGCUCCUGUAAGCAAUGCUCAGCCAUCCAUGAGAACUACUUUUGUUCCUUCAACUCCCCCUGCUCUAAAGAACGUGGAGCAAUAUCAGCAGCCAACCAUGGGUUCUCAUAUGUUUACCGGAUCUUUUAACCCUGCAUACCCCACUCCUCCCGGUCCUGCUCCACAUGGAUCUGCUGCUUCACAAGUUAGUCAUUUUCCUACCCCGAAAAUGCCCCAAGUUGUUGCUCCAACAAAAACACCUAUUGGAUUCACACCCAUGGCAACUCCAGGAGUUGCUCCAAGAUCUGGAAUGGGUUCGGUGCAGCCAGCAAGUCCUCCUGCUGCCCAGCAAGCAGCUGCACAACCAGCCCCUACACCUGCGACUCCGCCACCAACUGUUCAAACUGCAGAUACUUCCAACGUACCAGCUCACCAGAAACCUAUAAUUGCAACGCUGACAAGGCUUUUCAGCGAGACAUCAGAAGCACUUGGAGGGGCACGUGCUAAUCCAGCGAAGAAGCGCGAGAUAGAAGACAACUCAAGGAAAUUAGGGGCUCUGUUUGUUAAACUCAAUAGUGGGGACAUCUCGAAGAAUGCUGCAGACAAACUCGUACAGCUCUGCCAAGCGCUGGACAACCAUGAUUUCAGCGCAGCACUACAAAUACAGGUCCUUCUUACGACCAGUGAAUGGGAUGAAUGCAACUUCUGGCUGGCAACACUGAAACGGAUGAUUAAGACUAGGCAACACAGCGUUCGCUGAAGAAGGGUCCGUCUGGUUCCUGGUUUGUUUAUUUAUAUAUAUAAGCCCACAUGGUUGUGUCAUCGCCCCUACUACUUGUUCCGAAUUCACAGGAAAGACAUUGUGGACUUCCUUUUGGCUCUUUCUUUUUUGUUUUGACAAACGCAGUAAUAGUCAAGACUGCUGCCCCGAUCUUUGUUGAGUCUGCAAGUUUAGUGGAGACAUUUACUACACCUUCGAAUUUUUCCCAUCAUGUUUUUGUAGUUACCAGACAUGGUGUUUCUCUUCUCUUGAUUUGUUAAAUUUAUAAUAUGAUGAUAAAGGUUACAUUUUUU
Tarenaya hassleriana is the source of this 3841-nucleotide messenger RNA. Its product is annotated as protein transport protein SEC31 homolog B-like. Gene Ontology annotation, cellular component: COPII vesicle coat; endoplasmic reticulum exit site. Gene Ontology annotation, biological process: endoplasmic reticulum organization; intracellular protein transport; endoplasmic reticulum to Golgi vesicle-mediated transport. Gene Ontology annotation, molecular function: structural molecule activity; protein binding. The record is from RefSeq and is a predicted model, not a curated record. Lineage: Eukaryota; Viridiplantae; Streptophyta; Magnoliopsida; Brassicales; Cleomaceae. Bases 183 to 3527 code for a protein of 1114 amino acids. The transcript is spliced from 22 exons.